GGGCGCCCCGGGAGCGGGGCAGGACAGGGGCCCCGCCAUGUCCAAGCUGCUGCCGGCUCAGGAGGCAGCCCGGAUCUACCAUACCAACUACGUGAGGAAUGCGCGGGCCAUGGGAGUGCUCUGGGCCCUCUUCACCCUCUGCUUCUCCAUCCUGAUGGUGGUGACCUUCAUCCAGCCGUACUGGAUCGGCGACAGCAUCGACACGCCGCAGGCCGGCUACUUCGGCCUCUUCUCCUACUGCAUCGGCAACGCGCUCACUGGGGAGCUCAUCUGCAAGGGCAGCCCCCUCGACUUCGGCACCAUCCCCUCCAGUGCCUUCAAAACUGCCAUGUUCUUCGUAGGCAUAUCCACCUUUCUCAUAAUUGGCUCCAUCCUUUGCUUCAGCCUCUUCUUCUUCUGUAACGCAGCCACCGUCUAUAAAGUGUGUGCCUGGAUGCAGCUGGCAGCAGCUACUGGGCUGAUGAUCGGCUGCCUGAUCUACCCUGACGGCUGGGACUCGAGCGAGGUGAAGCGCCUGUGUGGGGACAAGACAGACAAAUACACACUGGGUGCCUGCACCGUGCGCUGGGCCUACAUCCUCUGCAUCAUUGGGAUCCUCGACGCUCUCAUACUGUCCUUCCUGGCCUUUGUGCUGGGGAACCGGCAGGACAACCUCCUCCCAUCCGAUUUCAAAGUGGAAAAUAAAGAGGAGGGAAAUGACUGACAGAGCUCAUUACCACGGAGACCCAGAGCUCUUCUUUCAUCAGCUCUUUUCUUUAAAGUGACUUUUCUAGGAGAUUUAAACUUAUCUAAUUCUGUGGAUUUUCUACAGCUGUUUUCUUCACCCAUGAGGCUGCUCUUGGCUCACAGCUCUCGUGGAGUUUAUUUGAUGGGAAAAGCCCAAACUGGACAUGGGGUUUCUGAGUCCAUCAGCAAGAGGGGUCCUGGGCACGAGGGGAGUGACAGUGAUUUGCUGCUUUUUUUGUGGGGUUUGUACACCUUCUUUCAAGGAAAUUACUUAUGAAUAAAAAGUAAAAUAAAAAUCAGUGUUUUGGA
Molecule: messenger RNA, 1035 nt
Organism: Neopelma chrysocephalum (saffron-crested tyrant-manakin)
Lineage: Eukaryota; Metazoa; Chordata; Aves; Passeriformes; Pipridae
Gene: LHFPL5
Product: LHFPL tetraspan subfamily member 5
Exons: 4
Coding region: 38-703 (221 amino acids)
Biological process (GO): detection of mechanical stimulus involved in sensory perception; sensory perception of sound
Cellular component (GO): plasma membrane
Source: RefSeq, a predicted model, not a curated record